Molecule: messenger RNA, 340 nt
Organism: Harpegnathos saltator (Jerdon's jumping ant)
Lineage: Eukaryota; Metazoa; Arthropoda; Insecta; Hymenoptera; Formicidae
Product: protein O-mannosyl-transferase 2-like
Exons: 2
Coding region: 62-310 (82 amino acids)
Biological process (GO): protein O-linked glycosylation via mannose
Cellular component (GO): endoplasmic reticulum
Molecular function (GO): dolichyl-phosphate-mannose-protein mannosyltransferase activity
Source: RefSeq, a predicted model, not a curated record
UGUGGGAAAGCAUUUAUUAGCAAGGUGCUUUUGUCUCAUUCUAUUACCGGUGUUACUUUACAUGCUAUUUUUUUAUAUUCAUCUUUCUAUUCUGAACAAAAGUGGAAGCGGCGAUGGAUUCUACAGUUCUGAAUUUCAGUCGCUAUUACGGGGGAAUUCGUUAUAUAAUGCAACCAUGCCACGGCAAUUAGCUUACGGUGCCUCAAUUACUUUAAAGAAUCAUCGCACAGGCGGCGGUUAUUUGCAUUCCCACUGGCACUUGUAUCCCGAAGGAGUUGGCGCCAGACAGCAACAGGUUGGUAGCAGUUAGAAGAAACGCAUUAUUUAUAACGCUGUUAUC